AUGUCAGAUAUUGAAAAUAUUGAAAGUGAAGAACGUAUAAACCCCAAUAUUCUAAUAACUGGUACCCCAGGAACUGGUAAAACAACAUUAUGUGAAUUAGUAGCUGAAACAACAGGAUUAAUUCAUAUCGAUGUUGGUAAAUUGGUUAAAGAAAAAGGGUUACAUCAGGGAUUUGAUCAAGAAUAUCAAAGUUAUAUAAUUGAUGAUGACAAGAUAAUAGAUGAACUUGAAGAUAAAUUAUUAAAAGGUGGAAACAUUGUAGAUUUUCAUUCCUGUGAAAUUUUCCCCGAACGUUGGUUUGAUUUAGUAUUAGUUUUAAGAACCAAUAAUACUAUUCUAUAUGAUCGAUUGGAGACGCGUGGUUACAUUCAAAAGAAAAUCACCGAAAAUAUUGAGUGUGAAAUAUUUCAAGAAAUCCUUGAGGAAGCAAAGGAAUCUUAUUCAUCAGAAAUUGUUAUUGAAUUACAAAGUAAUUCAUUACAAGAUAUGGAGAAUAAUUCCAUUAGAAUAGAAGAAUGGGUAAAAAAUUGGAAAUCGAACAAAAUUCAAGAAUAA
Messenger RNA from Diversispora eburnea, 555 nucleotides. The record is from the annotation of a GenBank genome assembly. NCBI's taxonomy places the organism in Eukaryota, Fungi, Glomeromycota, Glomeromycetes, Diversisporales, Diversisporaceae.